UAAAUCAGAAACAACUCUACUCUCUAUCCAUAAGUGGGUUCAAGACCUAAGGAACACACACAUUCAGCACCUGACCAGACCUGUAAUACAGCAGUUUAUAAACUCAGGAACAGUGUGGCAGCUCUUCAUUCAAUCACAGACACAAACAGGCAUGUACCACACACACACAUACACACACACAUACGCACUUGUAUAUUAUCCUCGGUGACACAUGUCAAUUAGCUUUUUGGCCUGAGUUUUAUGUAGAUAGAAUGAUUCUUGUUCAAGCAGACUGUUGGUUUCACUUUUGUAUUUCCUAUUUGUGAUGAUCUGAACAAAGUGAAACCAGUGAACGAGUGGAAAAGGAUAUGAGUAACUUUGAGAACCUUUGCAGAAUGAAGGUUUUGCUUGUUGUCACGGCUCUUGUGGCUCUGGCCAGUGCAGCCAGCGUCUCUCUGGAGGACUUGGAGUUUCGUGCCUGGAAACUGAAGUUUGGUAAGAUCUAUAUGUCUGUGGAGGAGGAGUCUCAGCGUAAGAAUACAUGGCUGGAAAAUCGCAAGCUGGUCCUGGUACACAACAUCCUCUCUGACCAGGGCAUUAAGAGUUACAGACUCGGAAUGAACUACUUUGCAGACAUGACUAACCAGGAGUACAGACAGUUUGUGUUCAAGGGCUGCCUGGGAUCCUUCAACAGGGCCAAGAGACACAGUGCAUCUACCUUCCUCCGACAGGCAGGAGGAGCUGUUAUGCCAGAUACUGUGGACUGGAGGGAAAAGGGCUAUGUGACUCCUGUUAAAAACCAGCAACAGUGUGGCUCUUGCUGGGCCUUCAGUGCGACAGGGGCACUGGAGGGUCAGGUAUUCAAGAAAACUGCAAAACUAGUGUCACUCAGUGAGCAGCAGCUGGUGGACUGCUCUCAAUCAUUUGGUAACGAGGGCUGUGAUGGUGGCUGGAUGAACUGGGCCUUUGAAUAUGUGAAAGAAAAUGGAGGACUGGACACUGAGGAUUCCUACCCCUAUGAGGCCGAGGACAUGCCUUGCAGAUAUAAUCCAGCCACUGUUGGAGCCAACUGCACUGGCUAUAAGGACAUAAAGAGUGGAGAUGAGAAAGCUCUACAGGAAGCUGUGGCCACCAUCGGACCCAUUUCUGUCGCCAUAGACGCAAGCCAGGUGUCUUUCAUGCUCUACGACUCAGGUGUCUAUUAUGAACCGUACUGUAGCAGCACUGAACUGGAUCAUGGUGUCCUGGCUGUUGGUUAUGGCACUGAUGAUGGACAGGAUUACUGGCUGGUCAAGAACAGCUGGGGUCUUGACUGGGGUGAUCAGGGCUACAUCAAGAUGUCAAGAAACAAGAAUAACCAGUGUGGCAUUGCCACAAAUGCCAGCUAUCCUCUGGUUUAAAGGUGUGAACAAUGCAAGAUAAUUAUGAAGUGGGAGAAAACAUCUUCAUGACUAAUUCAAAGAGGAUACUGCAGUCUGUACAAUAACAUCACGACUUGAAAAUCAACAGGAAGUUGUUCCAGGAAACACAACCUCAAAUCUUGACACAAACGCAGCACUUUCCUAAAACAGAAACCAAGUGUUUGUAGCUAAUCUUACUGUCCUUUUAAACAAGGUGUAAUUUCUAUGGGAUGGAGGAAAAUAUGGCAUAAAUGUAAAAAAAAUAAAUAAAUUUAACAAAAAAUUAUAUAUUUAUAAUAAUGUGGU
Neoarius graeffei (lesser salmon catfish) is the source of this 1685-nucleotide messenger RNA. Its product is annotated as procathepsin L-like. Gene Ontology annotation, cellular component: lysosome. Gene Ontology annotation, molecular function: cysteine-type endopeptidase activity. Bases 348 to 1379 code for a protein of 343 amino acids. NCBI's taxonomy places the organism in Eukaryota, Metazoa, Chordata, Actinopteri, Siluriformes, Ariidae. Gene Ontology annotation, biological process: immune response. The record is from RefSeq and is a predicted model, not a curated record. The transcript is spliced from 10 exons.